AAGAAUGAGAUGAUUUUGGUGUAUGAAUAUAUGGUAAAUGGGAAUCUACAGAAUCAUCUCUUUGGGAAUUUUCUCCGACCAUUGACAUGGAAGGAGAGAUUAAAGAUUUGUAUAGAUACUGCAAGUGGGAUCGACUACCUUCACACAUGGGGAGAGAGUGGUAUAAUCCAUGGGGAUGUUAAGACAGCCAACAUACUAUUGGAUGAGAACUGUGUAGCAAAGAUGUCUGAUUUUGGGUUGUCAAGAACAGGUUCUGCAUUUGAUGAUGCCCAUAUAACUAGUACUAUAAAGGGAACCUGCGGAUAUAUGGCUCCAGAAUACAUGGUAGGAGGGCAAUUGACCAGAAAAACUGAUGUCUAUGCUUUUGGUGUAGUACUAUUUGAGAUUGUUCGAGGUCGACCGCUUAUAGAUCGAUUAGAUGGUGUAGUCUUCGACCCUAUAGGAUGGGCACCCCGACAGAGAUUGCUUGAAACCAUUGUAGACCAACGGCUUGAAGGGAAUUACUCUCCAAAAUCAUUGAAGAAAUUUGGGAAGAUUUUAAAGAAAUGCGUUGCCAAGGAGGGUAAGAAUCGACCCACAAUGGGGGAAGUGUUGCGGGAUUUAGAGUAUGUCUUGCAACUUCAUGAAGCUUGGUUAAUAAGCACUACUAUUACUACUGAUGCUGCUGAGGAAGAUUCCACCAUCUCCUCAUCGGAUGAUACAGUUGGGUACAAUGAUUCAAGGAUCAGAACUGAAUUGGCCUCUGAUUUUACUAGUCGGGUACAGUUCUCCUCUGCUACAGUUGAGUGUGAUGACUUCUCUGAUCUGGUAAACCCUCAAGGUCGGUAAGAAUGAGAGACAAUUUGGAGUUUCUUACCAUGUAGAGAAGAUCUCCCUUUUUCGUGAUCGUUGUUCAGUUGAACAGAUUGGGUUUGUUGAAUGUUUCAAAAGAAACAUCCGAUAUAUCUAUUCUCUAAUCAAUAACAGAAUCUCUGUUCUAUCUUUUGCUCAAUAAUGCCACUUAGUAGUCUU
This is a messenger RNA of Macadamia integrifolia, 1011 nucleotides long. RefSeq names its product probable receptor-like protein kinase At1g30570. Bases 10 to 828 code for a protein of 272 amino acids. NCBI's taxonomy places the organism in Eukaryota, Viridiplantae, Streptophyta, Magnoliopsida, Proteales, Proteaceae. Gene Ontology annotation, molecular function: transmembrane receptor protein tyrosine kinase activity; ATP binding. The record is from RefSeq and is a predicted model, not a curated record. Gene Ontology annotation, cellular component: plasmodesma; plasma membrane. Gene Ontology annotation, biological process: protein autophosphorylation. The transcript has a single exon.